GGCGGUCAACGCCCACGUGUUGGCACAUUUGCAACUUUUCGAGGGUUGCGGCUUCACUGCAGUGAUGAAAUUUUGAGCAGAAACGUUUGACGAUUGACGCUUGGCUGGAAAGAAUCGAGUCGUGGACGGGGUCGACCAAAGACGCUUUUCAACUUGCUCCAAGCGACGCCGAUGGCCUCUCAGAACCUGGACCCCGCCGCCGCCACGGCCGCCGCCGCGAAGGGCGGCGAGGGUGACGCCAGCUCCGCCAAAGGAUCCGUCACCAAACGGCUUCAGCAGGAGCUGAUGGCGCUGAUGAUGGCGGGCGACAAGGGCAUCUCGGCCUUCCCCGAGUCCGACAACCUCUUCAAGUGGAUCGGGACCAUCUCCGGCGCCCGGGACACGGUCUACGAGGGUCUGUGCUACAAGCUGUCGCUGGAGUUCCCGGCGGGUUACCCGUACCGGGCGCCGCGCGUGCGCUUCCUGUCGCCGUGUUUCCACCCCAACGUGGACGACAACGGCUUCAUCUGCUUGGACAUCCUCAAGGACAAGUGGUCGGCGCUGUUGGACGUGCGCGCCGUCCUGCUGUCCAUCCAGAGCCUGCUGGCGGAACCCAACAACGAGAGUCCGCUCAACGCGACGGCCGCGGCGCUUUGGGCCAACCAGGAAGCUUACAGAGCUCAUCUGCAUUCAACGUUCCAGAAAUGAAAGUGCUCCACUUUUUCUUUUCCUUUUUUAUUGAACUUGUAUUUGUUUUUUUUUUUUUUUGUGCCUGUACAGUAUUUUGAUGUUGGUUUGCCUUUUGUUGAGUCAUUAAAGAUUUUAAUUUGU
Molecule: messenger RNA, 810 nt
Organism: Syngnathoides biaculeatus (alligator pipefish)
Lineage: Eukaryota; Metazoa; Chordata; Actinopteri; Syngnathiformes; Syngnathidae
Gene: ube2c
Product: ubiquitin-conjugating enzyme E2C
Exons: 7
Coding region: 172-687 (171 amino acids)
Source: RefSeq, a predicted model, not a curated record